GUUGGAUCAGGAUCUAUGCGAAGGGGACUACACCUUUCUUGAUCAUGUUCACCUCCAAAAAUAGUCAGCGUUGGCCCGCUUUUGAAACUCCACGACUGGAUUAAGGGUUGAACUAGUACAAUAUAGCGAAAUCCCUAAUCAAAGUUAAUACUUGUAUUUUCAUAUCUGUUUUCUUAUAUCAUCCCUUGGUACGUAUAUUCCAUCGAUGGAUUAAUCGUAACUUCUACAAAAUAUGGAACACGACAAUUCCAACUUCUUUUUUAUGAAUUUCUUAAAGUUAACUUUUACAAAUUUAAAAACAGAAAAGAAUAUGGAAAGAAAACUAAAAGAAAAUAUCCAAAAGAAUUAAUAAAAGACAAAAGGGUCAGUAGAAAAUGACGUGAGUGGUUCCUUACCACACCUAAAUGAAAAUAUCAUAAAUUUAUAAGAGAUUAAAAGACAAUAUAAUUAUUUAAAAAAAAAACAUAAUGAAACGAAAUUUUGCAAGUUCCACUGCUGAAGUUAAAGCUCUGAGUGGUUUUCGAGUCUUUGUGUUCUCCACCCACUGAUUCCAUUGUACCCUCUCUCUAUAUAUUUAUACUAUACUAUACAGAGAGUUAUAGAGAUUAUUAUACAGAUAUAUGCAUAGAGAGUGUUGAUAAAAAAAAAUGCAUAGAGAGUAAGCGGGUCUUUACUACUACUACUACUACUGUAUUUCUGCUAUACAACUUCAUGGCGAUUUUUGAGGAUAUGGGAAAGAAUCAAUGGGGGCUGUUUUGUUCUCUCAGGUCCAUUGAAACUAUAACCCACUAAGUCUCAAAAGCAAAAGAAAACAAAAACAAACGGAUCAAUUUUUCUUUAUUAUUUUCCUGUUUUUGUUUCUUUCUUCUUCCUUCGCUCUCAAGCACAACGUUUUAUGUUUUUUUUUUGAGCAACACACAACGUUUUAUGUUACACUGAGGAAGACAGUGCAAGAAAGUCGCGAGUGAAAAAAAUCUUUUUUUUUCUUCUCUGCUUCAAAUAAAGCUCUCGUCUUUCCAAAGAUUAUGUAACUUUCUUGAUUUUUUCAGUGAAUUAUGCUGAAGAAGAGAUCGAGAAGCAAGCAAACAUUAAUGGCGAAUACGAACCAGAAACAGAGUAAAACGACGCCGUUCCCACGGCUAUUCACAGCUUUCACCAGCUUCAAAAGCUUCACUGAAAACGACGCCGUCUCCAGCCCAACCUCUAUCCUCGACACCAAACCUCUCUCUGUUUUGAAAAACCCUUUCGGACCCGACAGCCUGAAAACCCACGAACCCGAGAUCCGGCUCAAGCUCGAACCCAAAAGAAUCGGACUCGCCCUUGUCGAUACUCUCAUCAAAGAAGAACCCGGACUCUCCCGACCAAGAUCCAGCUCCAUUCUAUUCGGGUCACAGAUCCGGAUCCGGGUCCCGGACUAUCCACGAUCCUCGGCGGAUUUCGGGACCAAAACAAAAAAUUCUCCGACCUCCCCUCCGCCGGAAGAGACGAAGAUAUCGGUCCCCGGGUCGGGUCUCGGGUCGGCCCGAAUCUUCACGGGAUAUUUCUCGACCAGCGAUAUGGAACUAUCGGAGGACUACACGUGCGUGACGUGUCAUGGGCCUAACCCGAGAACGAUCCAUAUAUUCGACAACUGCAUCGUUGAGAGCAAACCCGGCGUCGUUUUCUUCCGGAGGUCCGACCCGGUUCACGAAUCGUAUCAUUUACCACCCGACAGCUUUCUCAGUACCUGCUGUAACUGUAAGAAGAAUCUUGGCCCUCGUGAUGACAUUUUCAUAUAUAGGGGAGACAGAGCUUUCUGUAGCAGCGAAUGCAGGUCUCUGGAGAUGAUGUCGGAGGAAAAUGACUUUUAGAAAAAUAAGCUUUUUUGAGAUUAUAAAAUGUUAUGAUAAUGACUAAAAUAAAUAAGUGUAGUAUUAAGAUGAAAAUGUUAGAUAAUAAAUUUUGCUUAGUUGCUUUUUUGCUCGAGGCAGAGUUGGUAUCUAUGUGUAUUAUGUGUCUACAUGCAUAAUCAUUUACUUAAUCUUUUACUUUACUUUUAAAUCCUUUAUCAAAAAAAAUAUUUUACUUUUUA
Molecule: messenger RNA, 2071 nt
Organism: Brassica rapa (field mustard)
Lineage: Eukaryota; Viridiplantae; Streptophyta; Magnoliopsida; Brassicales; Brassicaceae
Product: FCS-Like Zinc finger 8
Source: RefSeq, a predicted model, not a curated record